GGCGAAAGUAGUUCGGCCACAUAAAGCCAGUUGACGUCGCCAUUAGCGAUCUUUCCAGUCGCAUGCCGAGCAGCCAUACGUACCAUGUCUAACGAUUCUGCUGAUUACAACAGCGACCAUGUGGGGCCAGAUGGGAUGGAGCCAGAUGGUGUCAUCGAGAGUAAUUGGAACGACAUUACCGACAACUUUGAUGACAUGAACCUGAAGGAGACGCUCCUUCGGGGAAUUUACGCUUAUGGUUUUGAGAAGCCGUCGGCCAUUCAGCAGAGGGCUAUCAUCCCGUGCAUUAAAGGCUAUGAUGUGAUUGCCCAAGCCCAGUCAGGCACUGGCAAGACGGCCACAUUUGCCAUCUCUAUCUUGCAGCAGCUGGACAUAGAGCAGAAGGAGACUCAGGCUCUGGUCUUGGCUCCCACCCGAGAGCUGGCUCAGCAGAUUCAGAAGGUCAUCCUGGCUCUGGGCGACUACAUGGGGGCCACCUGCCACGCCUGCAUCGGAGGCACCAAUCUCCGCAGCGAGAUCCAGAAGCUUCAGGCCGAGGCGCCGCACAUAGUGGUGGGCACGCCGGGUCGGGUCUACGACAUGCUCAACAGGAGGCAUUUGUCUCCUAAAUGGAUCAAGAUGUUUGUUCUGGACGAAGCGGACGAGAUGUUGAGUCGAGGUUUCAAAGAUCAGAUCUACGAGAUCUUCCAGAAACUGAGUACAAACAUUCAGGUGGUCCUCCUGUCGGCCACCAUGCCAACGGACGUGCUGGAGGUGACCAAGAAAUUCAUGCGUGAUCCCAUCCGCAUUUUGGUGAAGAAAGAAGAGCUUACCCUGGAGGGUAUUAAGCAGUUCUACAUCAACGUGGAGCGGGAGGAGUGGAAGUUAGACACCCUGUGCGACCUCUACGAGACUCUGACCAUCACGCAGGCGGUCAUCUUUCUCAACACCCGAAGAAAAGUGGACUGGCUGACCGAGAAGAUGCACGCCAGGGACUUUACCGUUUCCGCUCUGCACGGAGAUAUGGACCAGAAGGAGCGCGACGUCAUUAUGAGGGAGUUUAGGUCUGGCUCCAGCAGAGUCUUGAUCACUACAGACUUGCUGGCUCGUGGUAUCGACGUGCAGCAAGUCUCCCUGGUCAUCAACUACGACCUCCCCACAAACCGAGAGAACUACAUUCACAGAAUCGGCCGCGGCGGUCGCUUCGGCAGAAAGGGAGUGGCCAUCAACUUUGUGACCGAAGAGGACAAGAGGAUCCUGCGCGACAUCGAGACGUUUUACAAUACCACGGUGGAGGAGAUGCCCAUGAACGUGGCUGACCUCAUUUGAGCCUCAUUUCUCAAAAAAUUACGCGGCGAUAGCCGACCGUACACUUGCAUUGUGCUUCUAUUGUUCCGCGGUGGAGACGUUCAAAUAAAAAAAAAAAAUUUAAACUUAUCGAUGCUAAAUUUUGCGAGGCGAUAUUAUCGACGCUAGUCCUUACGGGACGCUCGUCGAGCGAGAAUCUGCGACGGGAGCGCCAGUCGGAGCCAUGGGCUCCCUUCCGUUGGUCCUUUUCAGGCAUUUCUUUUCUCCCUCUUUUAUUCUAACGCGUAUAUUGGAUGUGCUCCACCGUUUAGUAACCUACUUGUGGACUAAAAGGUAUAAGUGCUGUAUAAAGUCAGCAAAUUGUGUUAUGCUAACAUGUGCGAUGUGUUGUAGGCCUGCUUAGUAGAGGGCACGCGUUAUGUAUUCUAUAGUACAUUUGUAUUUGCUUUUCUGUGAAUGAAUAUUUAAUUGUUUUGACCCAAACGGAGCAUCCCUUUGUUUGCCGUUGUCAUGUAUUAGCCUCCCUCCCCUGCACUACUUUUCAAAGCACCCCUCAAACUUAAGAAUGUCUUAAUAAAUGUAAAUUGCUUUAA
This is a messenger RNA of Corythoichthys intestinalis (scribbled pipefish), 1880 nucleotides long. RefSeq names its product eukaryotic translation initiation factor 4A2 (gene eif4a2). Lineage: Eukaryota; Metazoa; Chordata; Actinopteri; Syngnathiformes; Syngnathidae. Gene Ontology annotation, molecular function: RNA binding; ATP binding; RNA helicase activity. The transcript has 11 exons. Bases 85 to 1308 code for a protein of 407 amino acids. The record is from RefSeq and is a predicted model, not a curated record.